Molecule: messenger RNA, 536 nt
Organism: Mycena citricolor
Lineage: Eukaryota; Fungi; Basidiomycota; Agaricomycetes; Agaricales; Mycenaceae
Source: the annotation of a GenBank genome assembly
ACGUUCUUGCUUCCACCACAAGCCGUUCAAGCACCCUGCUCUGAAGCGGAUCUUCCGGGCUGUCACGGUCGCAUAAUCCGGGCCAAUGAAUCCGACCAUAUGCAUCAAAUACCUGCGUUGAGUGAAAACAUCGCAUGUCAUGCUGAGCACGUAACGGAAUUUUCCUUUCGGAUCGCACAGACGCGAUACCAGACAGAUCCGAAUCUCUUUUCUUACGUGAAACAGCCAGCACUCGGACCGUUCUUGCCUGUUCGGUGUGCUUCGCUUUCAGGCGAGAGAAUGCGGCGUGCUGUUAUGAAGACGACAAUUCCUCCAUCGAGGCGGCCGGUAUACACGAGCGCUUUCCGAACUUCGCUCGACACUGUCGCAAUCUUCUCCUGGACAGUUUAGGAUCCGGAUGCUCAUUGCGCCCGUCAACUUGAGACCUGCAUUUCCCAGGCUUCUGUUCUUGUGUCCCGGGAACCUUUCCGUUCCCUCAGUCACUUUUCGAAGACAUUGUGACUGUAGUGCCUUUCACAAAUGAACUUGAUGCCCAC